UCAAUAACGAUGAACAAAAGCCUAUUUCAUACUCAUCAAUCACUCAAUCAAUCUCUCUCUCUCUCUCUCUCUCUCUCUCUCUCUCUUUUCUUGAAGCAAACUUCAAUGGCGUCCACCAAUCGCAAUUCCCAAACCUAAACCCAAAUUCACUGUAAAUGUAAACCAAACACCACCACCAACAAUUCAAUUCAAUUCAAUCCAAUUGAAUUCCGAUUGUAACGGCUACAGUAGCUUCUGGCAUUUCUUGGACGCCAAAACCCGCGAACUCGCCUGACUGCCUGUCUGCUUUCUCUGCCCUCGUUUUCGUCUCCAUUCUGUGAGUCUUCCGUGAUUUUCCGAUCCUGACAACUUUUUCCGCACUGUCUUUCUUUCCCUGCUUUUUGUCGUGGAGCUCUGAAUUUUCCCCUUCUUCUGGUCGAUGGCGUGAUGAAGCUGAAAAUAGUUCACCAGCAUCAGGACAAUCGCGCCAUGAAGGAGGACUUGGAAUUGCCUCCAAUGGAGUCGCUGCCGCCGGCCGAGAAUCUCCGGCCGAUGGAGGCUGUCCCCGUCUCGUCCUUCAACCCCGCGCUUGUUGUUGCCGGCAAGAGGAAGCGGAAGCCGAAGGAGCUGAUCGACGAUGUUUCCGCCAUUGUUAGAGCUAGGAAGAGGAAGUCCUCUUCUUCGAAGUUGAGAAAUGGGACAUCUUUCGGCAGAGCGACAUUCUCAAGCAGGAGUAAUGUUGGUGGAUCGAGCACGCCGGCACAAUUUAAAUCAGCAACCAUGAUUCGAGCCGAGGAGGUUCAAAAGAGUUUAGGCGACGAACACCCUACAUUUUUGAAACCACUGGUCAGAUCGCACGUCGGCAGUUGUUUCUGGAUGGGUCUUCCCGUGCUUAUCUGCAAGGUCCAUUUACCGAGUAAGGAUGCUACCGUUGUUCUUGAAAAUGAAGACGGUGAGGAGUUUCCGAUCAAAUAUAUUGCACACAAGACGGGGCUAAGUGCCGGGUGGAGAAAGUUUGUCGCUGGGAACAAAUUGCUCGAAGGAGAUGUUCUGAUCUUUCAGCUCACCAAACCUUGCCGGUUUAAGGUUUACAUAAUUCGGGCGAACGAUCUGACCGAGGUGGAUGGCGCCCUUAGCCUCCUUAUAUUGGAUUCGCAAACGAAACAAAACGAUUCCGGCUACAAGGCGGAAGGGAUUGAUUUACGACGACGUAGCAAGAAGAGACAUCCAAAAUCGCUUCCAUUGACAGACCUGCGGAUGAAAAAUCACGAAGAACGGCAAUCGCCGUCUCGUCCCGAGCAUUCCGGGAAUGACAGCGACGAGGUUGCCUCGGAAGUCUUGGAGGGCACCAAGUUCUCCAGAGCUUCGUUAAAUCUCAACGACGUUAAAAGCUUCGAGGACUUCCGCAUCAUCGUCAACGGUGCGUGCAUUGACUCCGAGCUCCCGGAAGACAUCCGUCAAAAAUACUACGAUCUCUGCUGCAGUAAGAAUGUGUUGCUCCACGAGCAUCUUCUCCCGGGUCUUUACACCAAGCUAGCUGCCGGCGUAAUCGCGGAAACCGUCAACACUGCCGAUCUCAUACGUUCUUGCAAACUGACGACCCCGAGAAGGGAUUUCGACGUGUGGGAGAAGUCUCUGAGAUCGUUCGAACUCCUGGGGUUGAACGUCGGAUUCUUGCAGUCGCGCCUGCGGCGGCUGCUCGACCUGGCGUUCGAAUCGGACGGGUCGACGGAGAUUCGGAGGUACUUGGAAGCACAGAAGGAGCAGGGUCGAACGGAAAUUGAAAUUCAAGAACUUGAAGCGAAGCUCGGGGAACUGAGAGAGAUGCUGGCGAAAUACGACUGCGACGUGGAGAGUUUGAAGCGCCGGGCGGAGAGUUACGAGCGACGGUUUCUAGAAGAAGCCGAUGCGCCGUGGUGAAAAAAGAGUUGGAACUUUAGGUUAAUUAGCUGUUUUUGCAGCCACUGUUGAAGUUUCUUGAAUUGAUUGUUGUUGUUAUGUUUGUGUAUGUAUUUAUGUGUUUGUUUUUGGAUAAUCUGGUCUGGUCUGGUCUCAUCUGAUCUUGAUUUGGUUUGUGGUGCUGUUAGGAAAGUGUCAAAAUCAAAGGCUGGAGGAAGUUGUACUUGUUUAAUUUUGUUAAGUAGAUUAACAAGUUAGGGAAUGGUUCAGUGGUGACAUGGGUAGUCUAUAUAUAUAGAUAAUU
Andrographis paniculata is the source of this 2182-nucleotide messenger RNA. Its product is annotated as B3 domain-containing protein Os01g0234100-like. The coding region runs from base 427 to 1899 and encodes 490 amino acids. NCBI's taxonomy places the organism in Eukaryota, Viridiplantae, Streptophyta, Magnoliopsida, Lamiales, Acanthaceae. The record is from RefSeq and is a predicted model, not a curated record. Gene Ontology annotation, molecular function: DNA binding. The transcript is spliced from 7 exons.